This is a messenger RNA of Calliphora vicina (urban bluebottle blowfly), 10669 nucleotides long. RefSeq names its product serine/threonine-protein kinase Smg1 (gene nonC). Bases 146 to 9979 code for a protein of 3277 amino acids. The record is from RefSeq and is a predicted model, not a curated record. Gene Ontology annotation, biological process: protein phosphorylation; nuclear-transcribed mRNA catabolic process, nonsense-mediated decay. The transcript has 12 exons. NCBI's taxonomy places the organism in Eukaryota, Metazoa, Arthropoda, Insecta, Diptera, Calliphoridae. Gene Ontology annotation, cellular component: nucleus. Gene Ontology annotation, molecular function: protein binding; protein serine/threonine kinase activity.
AUCGUUAUUUUCGUGGAAAUUGUGUUUGUUUUUCUUGUUUGUGGAAUUUUUAACUAAAAUAAUUAAAGUUUAUAUACAUUUUGAUUGAUUCGACAAAUCAAUUACAUGUUGUUUUAUUUUGACAAGUGUUUAACAAUCCCUGACCAUGGAUUACAAUGAUGAUUUUAGUCCGAGGCGACUUGAACAGGAAACAACUGACAUCAAACAGCGCCACCACAAUGAUAAAGAAGAUGCAGAAAAUCAUUUGGUGGGAAAUUUUCAACACGCUCUUCUAGAGGAGAAUGCAAAUAAUGAGUGGCGGCCCUUAAAUGGCCUACGCCACCAAAGCACGUACGACUACCAAGAUCAACAAAUUCGGCAACAGCAGCAACAACAACAAUACGACGGACAUGAUGCCAACCACACAGACCAUCAUGACAAUGUGUCGUCUACUUAUUAUGGCAAAACUCAAACGGACCAAGGAGGACACUUUAAUGAUAUCCUAAAUAGUAAUAGGCAAAAUGUGGAAGGUUCCCAUUUGAAAAAGGCCACACCUGGCAGCUCUUAUGAAAACAGCAAUAAAUAUGGACGUAUGCACAAUUUGCCCAUGCUAUCGGAGGACUUGCGCAUCUCUAAAAUCAUACGACGCCUGAUGAUAGAAAACAAUCGCAAGGCUGCUAUUGAUCUGUGCAAGAAAUUGGAAACUGCUGUACGCAAUCAAUCGAAUGUCACUUAUAUAUGCCGUUCAUUUGAUAUUCUGUUCGAUAAUAUGCUUACGGUGUUGCGUCAAUGCCCUAUUGAGUGCUUAGAGAAUGCCAGCUCAAUUCUGGGCAUCAUGGGCUACAUAAAUCGCUAUGAUUUUGCCGUUUAUAAGGGACACUUGGCCAAGGCUUAUGAAAACAUUAAAAGUAUACGCAAAUAUUUAAUGAUGGCUCUGAAAACUACAUUGAGAUGUGAUGCCGUUAAUCUGGAUCUAAAAACCUACAGCGAACGACUCCUUAGUCUACUCAAAGAAUAUCUCGAAAAUGCUGAAGUUUCAGAAAAUUUCAUUUCAAUCAGCGAAACUAUAGCGGAAUUUUCGAAAAAUUACAAGACAUCAUUUCAGCGUCACUUCACCGAUAUAGUUGACAUCAUUAUCGGUUGGCAUUUAGAGGUCGAACAGCCUGCAGAACUUAAACGACAUUGUGCCAAGGUUUUACAACAAUUCGCCGAAUAUUUUCUCAAUGAGUUGGAUUUUACAUUCGGUCUUUUGGGACAAUUUAUAGAAGAUAUAGAGGCCUGUCGCGAUGAUAUACUAAGCGAGGAGGAUAGUUCGGCGGUAACAAGACAACAAACAGAAAUUCGUGUAGGAUCCUUUAUAGGAGCAUUUACUUCAAUUGUAAAGGCUUUGGCCUCCAGAGGGGUUAACCUCAAUGAAUUUGGCACGGCUGCCGCCAUUUUAACAAACGCUAAAGAAGCCGUCAAUAAAGUAGCCAAAAUAUGUUUCGAUGUGAUACCUAUGUUAAGUGAAGAGACUGUGGUCAAUUUAAAUGAGUUCUACUGCAUGAUUCUUUUGUACGACAGAGGUGUUGAGAAUUUAAAUGCUUUUGAAAGCAUAAUCCAGCUGCAACUGAAACAUUUGCCGGUCUUCAAUGCUAACCAGCAGUCGAGUUUCCUUUAUAUGGUUUUAAAUAUUGUUAGACAAUAUCGCACCCAGCUGCCUCUAAGCUUCAUUACUCUUAUCAUGGGCACCGAUUGCCAAGUAUUACAAGAUAUUAAACUAAGUUGUGGUUUGAAAACAAGUAAAUUAUUAAUGAAAAUCUAUCAUGAAAUGUUAAUUAUAAAAAAUGUGCCAUUGCUGCAAGAAGGCUAUCGCCAUAUCCUGGAAGAUGUAAAUAAAACAGUGGCCAAAUUAAAUACCAUAGAGGGUACUGCGGAUUCCAUGAUGAGAUGUGAAAUGUUAUUAAAUUUCUACUUGGCUGGCUUAACCGCACUGGCUUGUCAGACAUCUUCAAUUAUAGGCAUGUAUGCUUUAAAGCCUUCAAUUUUGGAAUUACUUAUCAAGAAUUGCCAGGGCUCAAAUUUCUCGUUAUGGAGUAAAUAUCCCACUUUACACCAGGCCUUGUUGGAAUUAAUCAUAGAUCAUUGUAUGAAGAAUCACAAUUUUCGCCAGUCGUCACGUUUGCUGAAACAACAUCAAGACUCACCUUCUUCUGAAAAUUUUGCCAUGAUUUUAAAAUUCCUAGCCGAAUUAUUAAAGUGGCAUAGUUCAGAGAAAAUAUUUAAAUGGCUGGAAAAUAUUUUACAAGAAUGCUUGGAAGACUUUGAAAUAUUAAUACAAAACAAGUAUUUUAUGCAGAUAUGCGAUAAUAUAACAUUGGCAGCUGUCAAACAGCCGCUUAUAUGCUCAACUAUAAUAGAAUCGUUGCUCACAUAUCCAAAGGUCCCUGAUCAGAUAUUGUCCAAUAUCAGAGAUAUUGCUCUGUGCAUCACAGAAAGUUCAGAUAAAAAAUUGGCUGCAGCUUAUUGCAAAAUUCUGGCACAAUUACCUUUGGAUAUUUGUCUAAGACCCAACUAUGACAAACAGUUUUAUGCCAAAAACAAAGAGAAGAUUUGCACUCUAUACCAAUGGCACAAAGCGUCCGCUUGCUUUAAUGGCCUACGGCCAAAAUAUUUCAAAUCAUUCUUGGAGUCUUUGGAUCCCAAUGCUCAUUCAAAUAGUUCACUUUAUCCUUCGUUUAUCGAAAAGAGUUCAUGCAAUUUGCAGCGUGAACAUUUUGUAGAAUAUUUAAAGGCUUUGAAGGACAAUCAUCAAUUGUUGUCAUAUCACUUGCAGUAUGAGGCAGCCCGUUAUUGUGUGCAACAAAAAUUGCGCACUACUUUGGGAAAACCUCAAGAAACUUUCCUCGGCAUUGAGGGAGUGGUUAUGAAAUAUGCUCGCUUUUUGGCAGAAAAGGAGGGUUUGCCUUUGUCGUAUAAAAAUUUACAAAAUAUCAUACAGGUGCAAGAAAAUUGUCGCAUGCUUUUGGGCUUUCUCGAGUGCUUGGAAAAGCAUAUUUACAAUGCCGCCGAGGGCACUGCCUAUGCCAUGUUACCAGCUGAAAAGCCGGCAAAAACAUUUUUUCGCGUUAAUGCCUCGACUUGCAGGGAGUGGUUUAAACGCAUCCGCACCGCAGUCAAUUUGAUAUCAAUACAUUGCAUGGAACCAGAAAUGGUCAUACGAUAUUCUGAGAAUAUUUUGCAAAUUGAAGCAAAUCACAGCAAUCUAGCUCUACUCGAUCGUACCGUGACCUCUUUGGUGUGGGCUCUCUAUAAUUGCGGUGAAUCCGAUACUCUGUAUGGCUUAACAACCUGGUUAAAAUCUAAACAUGGCAAACGUUUCGAAUGGAUACAAUAUGUAGCAGAACAAGCAAGUGGACAUUUGGAAAAGGCUGCAACUGGUUACCUAUAUACACUACAUGAUGAAAAUAACAAGUCUAUGGACUCGUACAUGAAGGAGUUCAUACAAAAACAACUAACAGAGUGUUUCUAUCACACAGCCCGUUGGUCGGAGAUUCCGGCUAUAACACAGGAAACCAUUUAUUCAAAACAACAUCUACAAAUCAUGGAGAAUGUCUAUCAGUCGGUGGGUUAUGAACAGUACAACAGCUGGCAACAUCAGGAAUUAACCACAGCCCUAGUAGAUUUAACCGAAUGGCCUGAAGAGUUAGCAAACAGUGAGAAAAAUAUAAAUAGUUUCACCCCCAAAUUGGAAACCUACUCGUAUUAUGAGGUUUUAAGAAAAUUACAAGAUUCUUGUAUAAUAAACGCCAACUCAAGGGACGUAAAGAAGGGCGUUUAUGACUCCGUGAGAAACUGUGUGCAACAGGGUAUACGAGAAGGUUUAUUGCGCAGUUACGAACCUGGAUUCAACAACAAUCAACUAAAUGAAUUAAUGGUUAUUAACCACAUUUCACAAAAGUUGCACAAUCAAGAAGAUAUUAUUAUUUCUACUAAAGAGAAUUGUCUAGAUACAAAAAUGUCUUCCCUUUUAUUAAGCAAAUGUUUGUAUUGGUCUUUGAUAAAGGGCCAACAGAAAAGCAAACCACAAUACGAUCUUUUGUUACAUUUAUCUUCUAAAGCUCGUCUAGAAAACAAUCUAAAUUACUGCCAAUCCUUGCUCAGCCAAUUCUUUAAAUUGAAACACAUUAAUUUGCCCCUCAAUGAAAUUGCUCAACAGUUGAAAACAAAUCAAUUGAAUAUUGACUAUAAUGAUAUAGUUUUAGUACAAGGUGUAGAGGAAUUGGUCAAGUGUCUACAAGCUCAAACCACUUCAAUAUCAGAGGCUUUAGAAUUGGGUUCGGCUUGUUGUUCAGAAAUUAUACAAUUGAAAGAUAAAACUGAAACAUACUCUUAUCCCGACUCUAUAUCAAAUCUGCUCUUAACCAUGGCUGAUUGGUUGACCAUACAUCGUUUAAAUAACACCAAUCUCACAAAUGGUCAACAAUUUCAAAAAUUACAAAACCAAUUGCCCGAAAUAGCCUGCUGUUCUCAUUCGGACAGCUCUAAAACGAAUGUGUUACCUUCUUCGGAAUAUUCGGUGGGUAAAUUAUUAAAUGCUAGCAUCAUGUGUAAACAGAAUUCAGGAGAAGCUUGGUUUUCCUACGGCAACUGGUGUUAUCGUUGGGGUAAAAAACUCAUGGAGACCAAAGGUUCGGACCAAUCAUCAUCUGUCUCUGUUAAUGACCUUAAAGACAUUAAACUUACUAAGCGAAAUGUUGCUGCUAUACAAGAUAUACUUAAAGAUAACUUUGAUGUCGAUUCCAUACAACAAAUUAUUGAUGUGCUAAAUAAGCAUAUUUUAAAUGCCAUGAAUUAUGACAACACCGAAGAUUUGGAUACAAAUACGAAUUCGGAAAAUACGACUGAAAUUUUGGAGCGUGAAUUGAAAAGUGUUUGUUCUCUUAAUGAGGAACAAUUAAAUGCUAUUCUAUCAAUAUGGCGUCAGGCACAGAAAGGUGUAUAUGGUUUUUACGAAGAAGCUACUAGAGCCUAUUUCAAAUAUCUGGCCAUUGAAAGUGAGAAUGUAGCCAAAAAAACGGAUGUUACAAUUUCAGAUAAUAACGAGGUGGAGGACUGUACUUUUGUUACAACAACGUUGCGGCUGUUGCGUUUGAUUGUUAAACAUGCCAUUGGAUUGCAGGAUGUUCUUGAGGAAGGUUUACGCAACACACCCCUAAGACCAUGGAAAGUGAUUGUUCCUCAGCUCUUCAGUAGACUUAAUCACCAUGAGCCCUAUGUGAGGCAAAGUUUAGCCGAAUUAUUAUGUCGUUUGGCCGUUAAUCAGCCUCAACUGAUAAUUUUUCCAGCUGUAGUAGGCGCCCAACAAGAACUAAAAUAUCGUAAUAAUGCCGACACCCAAGUACAGUUAAGCAACUGCUUUGGAACUCUCUUAAAUUCUCUAGCCGAACAAGCACCCGAAACGGUAUUACAAGUACAAUUAUUGGUAAAAGAACUAAGACGUAUUACCCUGUUAUGGGAUGAGCAUUGGAUACACAGUUUGUCACAACUGUAUGCGGAGUAUUCACCUCUUUAUAAUAAUCUUGAUGCUGAGUCGAAAAAAUCCAAUAAUUCUGAACUAAUGCAGGCCAAAUAUGAAGUGUUCAGACAGCAUUUGUUGGCAGACUUUAAACAAAUUACUGCUGUUACCGAAAAGGAACCAGAAACUAAUUAUGAACGCAGUUUCCAAGAACGUUUUGGUACAUAUAUCGAGGCCGUUUUAAAGGAAUUGCAUAAAAAUAUCGAGGAAUCUAAACCUUCGGAAUAUUGGCAAAAGAUAAAACAAUUGUAUAGUGUAUUCCAACAAAGACCUUUAAGGGGUAACUCUUCAACGCUACGCAUAUCCGAAAUUAGUCCAGUUUUGUCAAAUAUGCACAAUACAACUAUAGCUAUGCCCGGUGUUGAUACCUAUGAACAGCCGGCUGUCUAUAUAAAAUCUGUAGAUCUCACGGCUUUAAUAUUUAUUUCCACCAAAACUAAACCUAAAAAACUUUCCUUCUAUGGCAGUAAUGGUCAGCGCUAUACGUACCUGUUUAAGGGACAAGAAGAUUUACACUUGGACGAGCGUAUUAUGCAAUUCCUAUCCAUAUCCAAUUCCAUGAUGGCACGUUCUUAUGGCUCCAAGGCAAAAACAGAUUGUUUUAAGGCCAAUCACUAUUCAGUGAUACCUUUAGGCUCACGUUCAGGUCUAAUAAGAUGGGUGGACAAUUGCUCUCCCCUGUUCGCCAUAUACAAGAAAUGGCAACAGCGUGAUGCUUUGCUUAAGCAACAGCAAAAAGAACGCCAGUCAUCGGCUAAGGCACAAGAACAAAUACAACAAAGCCCAGUGGCGGCCAAUGCCACAAGACCCUCUGAAUUGUUUUACAAUAAACUAACCCCUCUGCUGGCUGAAUGCAAUCUCAAAGUUACCGAUCCACGGCGACAAUGGCCCAUGGGUGUUUUGAAACGUGUCCUCAAAGAACUUUCCAACGAAACACCUAAAGAUUUAUUAUCCAAGGAAAUUUGGUGUUACUCUGCCAAUUCUGUGGAAUGGCGUAAGUCAGUGCGUCGUUAUUCUAUGUCAUUGGCGGUCAUGUCUAUUAUUGGCUACGUCAUUGGUUUGGGAGAUCGUCAUUUGGACAAUGUGCUUAUUAAAUUGGCUACAGGAGAAAUUCUGCACAUCGAUUAUAGUGUUUGUUUUGAGAAAGGUAAAACUUUGCGCGUUCCGGAAAAGGUGCCCUUCCGCAUGACUCAAAAUCUAAAGGAUGCCUUAGGCUUGGUGGGAACAGAGGGAGCAUUCCGUUUGGCCUGCACUCAUGUUCUUAAAAUAUUGCGCAAAGAACGAGAAACAUUAUUGACAUUAUUGGAGGCUUUUGUAUACGAUCCCUUGGUUGAUUGGACUGUAAGUGAUGAUGGUACUACCACGGUUUCAAGGAGGACAUCUGCUCAUAGUGCGGCAAAUAUAAUAGCAUCACUGGAUACCACUACAUCGGCACAACUUUUAAGUCCUAAGAGUAUAUAUAACAAUAGAAAACAGGAAGUGGAUUUAUCUAGGCAAUCGAUGGCCUUAAGAAUAACAGAAAUUAAGCCAACCUGGAUCAAAUAUAAGAACGAUUUCGAUUUCCAGCUAAAUGAUUUGCACUCACAUCUACAAAAUGUCUUAGACUAUCGCAAACAAAUUUUACAAUUGGAACAGGAGCGCGAUAAUUUCACCAAACAACAAGCAAUGGUCAGAGAAUUAGAAGCCCUAGGUUCGGCACAAGCCAGCCAUGCAUUCAUUCAACGUUAUAAUGUCUAUAAACAUGAUUUAGAGAACUUUAACAAAAUUAAAUCGAUGGUACAGAAAACUGUUAACGAACUCGAUUUGUUGUUAUUAACAUAUUUUAAUAUCGUAUCGAAUCCCGAGGCAAUGCAUAACAUUGAAGUAAAUCCAAAGGGAAAUGAUAUUGUCGAUCAUAAUGGAAGUGAAUUUGAUAUUAUUAAAGAAUUGCUGAUCGACAACAAUUGGAAUAACGUCUAUGUGCAGGCAAAGUUUAACAGACACGAUAUGGAAAACACAUUCAUACAAACUCAACGUUCGGCUUUGGAGUGCCGCGAUCUAUUAACCUUUUACAGUCGUGUUAUGCAAUUUUAUCCACGUUCACAAUUGCAACAUUAUCGUUUAAUGAAAUACAAGAGGAAUUUUAUCAACUUAAUGGGAAUUGAGGACAAAUCAAAUGAUGUAGUUGCAGUGCAGGCUAAGCGUAAUAUUGAACAUUGCUGUCAAUAUUUUGAGUGCAUGAAAAUGAUUUCGCUGGAUUUACAAAAGAACAUAGUUCAGUCUAAACAAAGUUUGGAAGAAAACAAACAGCAACCGAUCAUUGACAGUUCACUUGCAUUAAAUUCCAUCAAUGAAUUUGUUUCGCUAAAUCCAUCAUAUAACAACCAAAUUCUUAUAAUAUGUAUGCUACGUCACAUCUUGCAAGCAUCACAAGUUUUCCAAAUCCAUGAACAAACUCUAAAGCAAAAUCGUGACUACUUUUUGCCAAACAAACAACUUAGUUUUCUUCAACUAAUAAACACCUUUAUCGGCUCAAUAUAUACCACCUACAAUAAUCCGCUACCCAACAAUGAAAUCCUGCAUUUGCUUAUAACGGCCCUGGAAUCCAUAUGCUAUCUAAGAGAAAUCAUGGAAUCAGUAAUUCCCAAGCUAUUUAGUAUUUUUAUGAUGGACGAUAAUGUAGAACUGCAAAAUGUAUUGAAUAAUUUUGGAAGUGGCAUGAAUAAUGCUGUUUUGGAAAACCAUGCACCAUUAAAAGAUAUAAUAAAUAGUAUUGAUGCAGCGGUGGAAAAAUUGGAAAUGUCUCUGAAAAUGUUGCAAGAUAAAUUAUUGUAUAUACAAGAAUGCCACAGGGGUACAACAAAUGAUCUGCUAGAGUUGACUUCUUGGAACAUAAAUAUCAGCAAUAUUACACAAAAGCUACGCACUGAUUUGAAGAUAACUUUAGUUGGAAAUCUGAAACAUAGUGUUGAAUCAUUUAAAAUAAAUAAUAUCAAUAACAUUUAUGAUAUACGUAAAAUACGAUAUGCAAUUGAUGACCUAGUGUUUGGUAUACAAUCAACACUCUUUGAAGGUUUAUUAUCGUACGCCAUUCAGAACAUAAAUCACAAUAUAAAAAGCACUCUAAUUCCUUUGGAAACAUUUAAUGAGAUUGAUUUAUCGAAUGCCGAUUUAUUGUGUGGAAAUCUGUAUGUUGCUUUACAGCACGAAUCAUUAAAAUUGAGUGAUGAUUUUGUGGUAGUACAUCAUUCGAAAUUGCUGGAGGAAUAUCAAUUGAUAACCACAGCCUAUUAUUGGUUAAAUGAACAACACUUGAAGGAUGUAACAGAUGCACAUACAUUCGUUACGAGCAAGCAUGAAUUUUUAACCAGACUUCAAGUAAUCUAUCAAGUUUUAGUAGUGUGGAAGUCAACAAUGUUAAAAAUACAGUCUGAUUUGGAGUUGCAUCGUCACUCGUUUAAAGAUCUCAUACAAUCAUUGACAUCUAGUGCAGAUUUGAUUGUAAAACAACAACAAUUUGAUGAAGCCAUCAAUUUCAUCAAUCAACGCUAUAAAUUCUUUUUAAAUUUGUGCAUAACUUUGUCAGAAUAUGCCGCAGUACUGUUGCAAUUUGAAAUGUGUUCAGAUGAGCAGUCAUUUGAAAAUUUGGUAAAACUUUUUGCCGAUGUACGCCAGGAAUGGCUACAGAGUGAAUCAUCGAUAACAGCGGUGGAACGUAAUUUGGUACAGCUUUUAGAUCCUGAGGAUAAAAUAGAUCAAUAUUGGAUAGAAAAUGUUUCGGGCUUAUUAGACGAAAUGAUCUAUAGUGUACAGAAAAAAAUCAGUGAUAUGGAGAAAGAUGAUAAGUCCAUGCAAAAUAAUUUGCUGGCAGAUGGUCAACAAAUGCAGUCACUUUUGGAUUCAACGUUACGCUCGGAUUUACGACAGCUAUUGAAAAUGUUAACGAAAUUGUGCAAACAAACCACAAAAUCUGAUAAUGAAGAAUUGUGCCAAGAUCUGAGAGAUGUACAGCAAUCUUUAAAACUUUUGCAAACCAAACUCAAUGAGUUGCAAGCACAAUUGUUUUCCAGAGAAUUUGAUUCACAAUCCAUACUACAAAUGCAGGACAAAAUUACAGAAUUACAUGAUUUAUGUCAUAGAAAUAAUGACGAUUUAAAUGGAUUAUUAGCACGUUUUCUGCAAAUUGAUAAUGAACGUGAACAACAAGGAAGUGAGUCGCCAAAUAAAACAAUAUCACAGAAUGAUCUUGUCAAUAAAGAAGUUAUCAACAGUCAAAUUGGCGAACAGAAACGUAAUGCUUAUGCUGUUUCAGUAUGGAAACGUAUUCGCAUGAAAUUGGAAGGUCGAGAUCCCGAUCAUAAUCGCCGCAGCUCUGUUGCCGAACAGGUGGACUAUGUAAUACGCGAAGCUACUAGUGAAGAGAAUCUAGCUUCGUUAUAUGAAGGUUGGACUCCGUGGGUGUAGUUUGUUACGGGCAACGGCUCCCAUCGGCAAGGAGCAUGGUUAAGGCUUUCGCAACAAAUAAAAUCAUAUUAAAUAGAAUUUAAAACCAAAAUGAUUCUCAGAACCACAACAACAUGCAACAUCAACAUCAAUCUACAAACAAAAAAGCCCGGUUAUUAGAACGACAACCACUAUAGGUUUUGUUUUGCAUUGCAGGUUAAAUACGUAACAUCUAGACAGCCGACCCUUUUAGUUGUCACUCAGUCAGUCAGUCCGCCAGUAGUAAUUUAAAACAAAUCUUCGACUCGCUUUGCAUUCGUUAUUGAAGAUGGCGUAGAACAUGUUAUCGAUGAUGAUGGUAAGGAUAAAUAAUAAAGUGAGAGAAAGGAAGCAGACAUGAAAGAAAGGCGGUGUGAUGUUGCUGUGUUAUGGUUGUGGACAUAUUUUUGGUGUGUGUGUGGUUGGACAGUGAAGUAUGCCUCUUAAUUUUUUUUUACUACCGAGUGUUUUUCAACAGUUUACUAUUUCAAAUAUAAAAAUCUAAAUACUUUUGUUUCCUUUAUCAACUACAAAUAUCUAUAACACGUAAAGAGUUCUUUAAUAUAUUUUCGGUAAAUUCUUUUUUAUGUUUAACCACCUUUAAUUGCUUAAUUUUAACAUUAUUUUUUUUUUAAUUAUAUUAAAAAUAAACCAUUGAGAAUAAAAUUGGAA